Messenger RNA from Vitrella brassicaformis, 475 nucleotides. NCBI's taxonomy places the organism in Eukaryota, Vitrellaceae. The record is from the annotation of a GenBank genome assembly.
CCCUGUUCCCAUGUCUGUCCGUGUUUGUGUGUGCCUACCUAGCUGUCCAGUUGGCCGCAGUUCUCCACCACGUAGUUCAGGUGAUAGAGAUUCUUCUUCCGCUCAACGGCGUAGUCCUCAGUUUCCUUCCUGCGAGUGAAGCGCCGCUCACUGUACUGCAUGACGCCAGCGAAGUUGUAGGUGUCGAUGUACUGCGUGAAGCGGUCGACGAGCCAUUGUGGCGUCACCAACUCGUCAAACACCCUGGAAAUCUGCAGGGCAGACAGACGACAGCCACAGGCAUGCAGUGAGUGCAGCCACUGCGCCCUCCGCUGCCUCCCUGUCAGUCGUCGCGUCGCAUGCGGUGCCUACCUGCGUCAUCAUGCCGACUUCAAAAAUGCCGAGAAAUGGGAACAACGUCGCGUCCACCUCUUCAAUUGGAUGCUUCUCCGCCAUGAUGCCGACAACCGGGUGAGCAACGGGAGACAACAACACG